AUGAACAUUUUUGCAUAUAUACUAAUAGCAUCAUUUUAUCUCCAGCUAACUCAAUGUACUGCUACUUGUAACCCACUCAAGGAAUCAAACUGUCCGGCGGAUCCCGCGCUUGGUAAGUCUAUAAGUGAUAAGUUCCACUCAAAGUCGGACUAUUUUAAAGAAAUUAGCUCAGGUGGGGUUUCAUAUACUGAUGACGGUUUAAAAUUAAGCUUGAAAAACAAAGGAGAUAAUCCAACUUUGAAAUCAGAUUUUUAUAUAAUGUUUGGUAGAAUCGAAGUCGUUAUGAAAGCUGCAGUAGGAAAUGGAAUAAUUUCUUCUUUUUAUCUUCAGAGUGAUGAUUUAGAUGAAAUAGAUAUUGAAUUAUUUGGUGGUAAUGGAUACCAAUUUGCAUCAAACUAUUUUUCCAAAGGUGACACUAGCACUUUUAACAGAGGUGAAUAUCAUUCGACUGGUUCGAAUCCUUUGGAAAACUUUCACACUUAUACUUUAGAUUGGACUAAAAAUGGUUUGGUUUGGGCCAUUGAUGGUAAAGUGGUUAGAGCUUUAUUGCCUAAUGCAAAACAAGGUUAUCCCCAACUGCCUAUGUAUAUUAUGAUGGGAUUAUGGGCUGGUGGUGAUAAAUCUAACCCUGAGGGUACUAUAAAAUGGGCCGGUGGCCUAACUGAUUACGAUGAUGCUCCAUUCAAUAUGUACAUAAGAUCAAUCAUUGUAUGUGAUUACUCCACUGGUGAUGAGUAUUCAUAUGAUGAUAAACUGGGUAAAAUGGAAAGUAUAAAAGCUAAAAACGGUGAGAUUUAUGGUCGUCAUUCCCAAGCCAAAAAAGAUUAUUUCAAAUUAGAAAAAAAAGUAGGAACCACUUUCACUGUUUCAGAUACUGGUGAUAGUGAAGAUUCCACUCCUACAACUAAGAACGCCGCUACCACUACAAAAUAUCAACCCACAACAAUUACUCAAACUGUCACAACAAGAGUUACUGAUAAUGCUGGUAAUUACGUGACGGUUACAACUGAAAUCGCGGGCACAACUGAUAAUACUGGUUCUUCUCCAACUUCAAAAUCUUAUAAUAAUGGGUUGUGGACAGAAGAUGGUGAUUCUUAUAUUACCUCGCUGAUUGACUCCAACGAACAAGCAUCCUUUUCUUAUAGUUAUAGUUAUACAAAUGGAAUGAUUGGACAUAAAACAAGCUUCACCUCUCAUCAUGGUAGUGGUGCCUCUGGAGACUAUAGUCUGUCUGACAAUGGCUCUAAUAAAAAUGGUGUUCCCUUUAUGGGUUUAAUAAUUCUUUUGGCUAACUUUGUUUUCUAA
Messenger RNA from Hyphopichia burtonii NRRL Y-1933, 1305 nucleotides. It is a transcript of the gene CRH11, whose product is annotated as transglycosylase. Gene Ontology annotation, cellular component: fungal-type cell wall. The transcript has a single exon. NCBI's taxonomy places the organism in Eukaryota, Fungi, Ascomycota, Pichiomycetes, Serinales, Debaryomycetaceae. The record is from RefSeq and is a predicted model, not a curated record. Bases 1 to 1305 code for a protein of 434 amino acids. Gene Ontology annotation, molecular function: hydrolase activity, hydrolyzing O-glycosyl compounds; glycosyltransferase activity. Gene Ontology annotation, biological process: fungal-type cell wall organization; carbohydrate metabolic process.